Messenger RNA from Jaculus jaculus (lesser Egyptian jerboa), 2960 nucleotides. RefSeq names its product ring finger protein 214 (gene Rnf214). Lineage: Eukaryota; Metazoa; Chordata; Mammalia; Rodentia; Dipodidae. The transcript is spliced from 15 exons. Bases 187 to 2292 code for a protein of 701 amino acids. The record is from RefSeq and is a predicted model, not a curated record. Gene Ontology annotation, molecular function: ubiquitin-protein transferase activity.
UCCUGGGGAUUCGUCGCUUGUGCGUCUGUCGCCUCGCGGGUUGCGGGAUCCCCUUGGACAGCCUGGACUGUCCAGCCAGAUGUAACCCCUCUCCUCCCCAGCCUGCAUGCAUGACCCUAGUCUUGGGGUCUCGUUUACUGCGUACCCGUGACCCCGACCCUGCUCUCGGCUGGAAGAGAAGAGCAGAUGGCAGCCUCUGAGGUAGCUGGCAUUGGGGCCAAUGCCCCUGGUUCGUCAGAAUCUUCUAGUUUAUGUGCUUCAGAGGAAGCUCUCCCCGGUGGUCUAAGCCUCAAAGACCCUGCACAGAAGCAGAAGCACUCACCUCCGCCGAGUGUAAGUAGCCAAAUGAUAACGAAGGAGAAGAGCAGAAGUGCCCAUUUGGAACACCCAGAGCAGAAUCCUGGCUCAUCAGCAGGUGAUGCUUUGGCAGUGCACCAGGAAGCUUUAGGAGAAAACUUGACAGCUACAGACCUCUGUCUUUCUGGCAGUGGGUCUCAGUCUGAUUUGAAGGACUUGGCCAGCAUGACAGGAGAGGAAGGGGAUACCAGCCUCCAGGAGAGCCUUCAUCCAGUCACUCGGUCUCUUAAGGCAGGGGGCCAUACAAAGCAACUUGUCUCCAGGAAUUGCUCUGAAGAGAAAUCCCCACCAGGCUCCAUCCUAAAGGCAGGUAGCAGGGACACAGGCUUGGAUUUCCGACCUGUAGUGCCUCCAGCCAAUGGGGUCGAAGGAGUCAGAGUGGAUCAGGAUGAUGAUCAGGAUAGCUCUUCUCUGAAGCUUUCUCAGAACAUUGCUGUACAGACUGACUUUAAGACAGCGGAUUCAGAGGUAAACACAGAUCAAGAUAUUGAAAAGAAUCUGGACAAAAUGAUGACAGAGAGAACCCUGUUGAAGGAGCGUUACCAAGAAGUCCUAGACAAGCAGAGGCAGGUGGAAAACCAACUCCAAGUGCAAUUGAAGCAACUUCAGCAAAGGAGAGAAGAAGAAAUGAAGAAUCACCAGGAGAUACUCAAGGCUAUUCAGGAUGUGACCAUAAAGCGGGAAGAAACCAAGAAGAAAAUAGAGAAAGAAAAGAAGGAGUUUUUGCAAAAGGAGCAGGACCUGAAAGCUGAAAUUGAGAAGCUGUGUGAGAAAGGCAGAAGAGAAGUGUGGGAAAUGGAACUGGAUAGACUCAAGAACCAGGAUGGUGAAAUAAACCGAAACAUUAUGGAAGAGACAGAGAGGGCCUGGAAGGCAGAGAUAUUAUCACUAGAGAGCCGGAAGGAGUUGCUGGUAUUGAAACUAGAAGAAGCAGAAAAAGAAGCAGAACUGCACCUCACUUACCUCAAGUCAACCCCUCCAACACUGGACACAGUUCAUUCCAAACAGGAAUGGGAGACAAGACUCAAUGGAGUUCGGCUAAUGAAAAAGAAUGUCCGGGACCAGUUUAAUAGUCAUAUCCAGCUAGUGCGGAAUGGAGCCAAGCUGAGCAGCCUUCCUCAAAUCCCUACCCCCACUUUACCCCCACCUCCCUCUGAGACAGACUUCAUGCUUCAAGUAUUUCAGCCCAGCCCCUCUCUGACUCCUCGGAUGCCCUUCUCCAUUGGGCAGGUCACAAUGCCCAUGGUUAUGCCCAGUGCGGAUCCACGUUCCUUGUCUUUCCCGAUCUUGAAUCCUACCCUUUCCCAGUCCAAUCAGCCUUCCCCACCCCUUCCUGGCUCCCAUGGGAGAAAUAGCCCUGGCUUGGGCUCCCUGGUUAGCCCCCAUGGUCCACACAUGCCCCCUGCUGCCUCCAUCCCUCCUCCCCCAGGCUUGGGUGGCAUUAAGGCAUCUACUGAAACCCCUCGGCCCCAACCAGUAGAUAAACUGGAGAAGAUUUUGGAGAAGCUGUUGACUCGGUUCCCACAGUGCAAUAAGGCCCAGAUGACAAACAUUCUUCAGCAAAUCAAGACAGCACGAACCACCAUGGCAGGCCUGACCAUGGAGGAGCUGAUCCAGUUGGUAGCCGCACGACUGGCAGAGCAGGAGAGGGUGGCGGCCAGUGCGCAGCCACUUGGUCGGAUCCGAGCCUUGUACCCUGCACCUCUGGCCCAAAUAAAUACCCCGAUGUUCUUGCCUUCUGCUCAAGUUUCCUAUCCUGGAAGAUCUUCCCACGGUCCAGCCACCUGUAAGCUCUGUCUGAUGUGCCAGAAACUUGUGCAGCCUAGUGAGUUGCACCCGAUGGCAUGUAGCCAUGUGUUGCACAAGGAGUGUAUCAAAUUUUGGGCCCAGACCAACACAAAUGACACUUGUCCCUUUUGUCCAACUCUUAAAUGACGGACCUGACCAGCAAGGAAGAAGAGGAGAAUCUGAUGUGAACAGGAAGCGCGGGUUCAAGAUUUCUAGAACUCUAUAUUUAUAUAGUGACAUAUACCCAUGCCAUGUACAUUUUUAUUAUAUAGGGAAUGUGUGUAUAGGAAGUCUGUAUUCAAAUGUUCGUAAUGAAAGUAUGUAUAUAGUGCAGAAACACCACUCUCUUCCCCCUUACCUUGCAGUUCUUUGGGGGAUGCAGAUUGUAGGGAAUGUGAUGUUUAAUUUGGCCUUGAAAUCACAAUAUCCCUGGACAGGGUUGUUUUCAAACCGAUCUAGGAAGCUGCUGUUGCUCUAAGGCCAUCCUGCUUUGGUUUGGCUCCGCCUCUGGUCCAUUUUCAUCAGACUCUGUCUGCAGACUUGAAGCCUGGUGCUCACCUGCUGACCAGCCAGAUGCCUUGCUUACUAGGAGCCUCCGGAAGCCUCAGUGCUGUUCUAGCCACUUCACUCCAAUGGAUAAAAGAGACUCUGAUUGAGGGAAAAAAUGUAGCCCUGAUAGUUUGAUUUUUCAUUGAAUAUUUUACUGUGUUAAUGCUCAUUAUUUAUACAUAGAUACUGGGUUUACAGAAUGUUCUGUUUUACAUGAGCAAAAUUCAUACUCCAAGAAUAACAACCAGGUUCCAUUUCUCCCACAA